Molecule: messenger RNA, 1221 nt
Organism: Acanthisitta chloris (rifleman)
Lineage: Eukaryota; Metazoa; Chordata; Aves; Passeriformes; Acanthisittidae
Product: fibrinogen-like protein 1
Exons: 6
Source: RefSeq, a predicted model, not a curated record
AAAUCCCUGCCUGAGGAAUACAGGGACCACGAAGGUCCUCAGGAGGGGACGGGAUUGAUCCAGUGUGGAGAGUACAGCAACCAGGUGCUUCCCAAUGGGCGCUGCAGGAUCGUGGCCACGCUGCCCCAGGGAGACGAGCAGAGGUGUCCCGACAUGUUCCGCUGCACGGACGAGGUGUCCUACUGGCUCCACGAGAAUGAGGAGCGCAAGCAGCAGAUCCUGGAGCUCAGGGAGCUGAUCUCAGAGCUCCAGGAGGAGCUGAGGAACCACAGGCACCGCAUCAAAGCUCUCGAGCUGCAGCACGAGGAGGCAGCUGGGAGGAACCACAGCCUGAGCCAACGCGUGCAGGACCUGGAGCAGCGGUACAGUGAGGCCAGCACCCUGCAGCACAUCCAGGCCACUCUGCUCUACGACAUGCAGGCCCAGAUCAACAACAUCUCCGUCCUCACUGACUGGGCCUGGCGCAAUCCCACCUGCCUCGGCCCUGCGGACAUCAGGCUGCAGGAGGAGAUGCACCAUCCAGAGAUGAAACACGCCAGGAACUGCCCCAUUGACUGUGCCUCCGUCUACUACAAUGGGCUGCGGCGCUCCGGGGUCUACAGCAUCAUGCCCUCGGUCAGGGGCAUGCCCAUCGAGGUCCUGUGUGAGAUGGACACUGAAGGUGGAGGCUGGACAGUCAUCCAGAGGCGUCAGGAUGGCUCCGUUGACUUCAACCGGACCUGGAACGAGUACAAGGAAGGGUUUGGGGACCUCAAUGGAGAGUUCUGGUUGGGCAAUGAGAACAUCCACAAGAUGACCAACCAAGGGGACUAUUCCCUGCGCAUUGACCUGGAGGACUGGAACAACAAACACAAACAUGCCUUCUAUCAGGUCUUCAGCAUUGAGGAUGAGGCCAACGACUACCGGUUGCACGUGGAUGGGUUCAGUGGGACCGUGGAGGAUUCCUUUGCCUGGUACCACAACAAGAGGAGCUUCAGCACUCCUGAUUCGGGGAAUAUCUGUGCUGAGAUCUCCCAUGGAGGCUGGUGGUACCACCAGUGCUUCUUCUCCAACCUCAACGGGGUCUACUACAAGGGUGGACGGUAUUCCAUCAAAAACCGCCGGAUGCUGGGGCCGGAUGGGAUCGUGUGGUACUCCUGGAAGGACACAGACUACUACUCCCUGAGGAAGGUGGUGAUGAUGAUCCGACCACGCACGUUUCGCCCCCACCUCUCCCCAUGA